GGGGCAUUGUGUGUGAGCUGGCCGCAGAUCGCAGGCCCAGGGGGGCAGCUCCACCACGGGAGACAAGACACGCCUCGGAGCGGGCAAAUUCCCGGCCCCCUCUGGCCCCAAGCCAGCAGCCGCCGCCCGCCACCUCUUCUCUUCCGCCGUGGCCCCGGCCGCCCCGCCGGGCCCCGAAGUCGCCCGCGCCUUGGCGCCGGCCCCUUGGCCCGCGGCGCUGGCUGCGCGGUUGGGACGGGACGGAUGUGGCGCAUGCGUGGUGGCGCCACCAGGCGCGGGAGCUGCGGCGGUGGGGACGGCGGUGGGGACGGCGGUGGGGACAGCCGCGGGCAGGGCCGCCCCGGCCGGGCUCGUGGGGGUGGCGGCAUCGGCGGUGGCGUGGGCUGGCGAGGCCGUGCGGGCGGCGCCCGACAGCAGCUGGAGGAGCGGUUCGCCGACCUGGCCGCGAGCCACCUGGAGGCCAUCCGCGCGCGGGACGAGCGGGACCGGCAGAACGCGCGGCUGCGCGAAGAGAACGCCCGGCUGCGGCUUGAAAACCGGCGGCUGAAGCGCGAGAACCGCAGUCUCUUCCGUCAGGCUUUGCGGCUUCCCGGCGAGGGUGGCGACGGGGCGGCCGCAGAGGCGGCCAGGGCCACCGCGGGCCCCGAGGAGGCCAGCACGAACCGGAGGGCGAGAGGCGGCGGCCUGGAGGACGAGCCAGGCAGCCCCAGGGCCCUGAGGGCCCGGCUGGAGAAGCUGGAGGCCAUGUACCGCCGGGCCCUGCUGCAGCUGCACCUCGAGCAGCGGGGGCCGCGCCCGUGUGGCGACAAGGACGAACCGCCUUUGCGCGCACCCGACUCAGGCCUGCGCGCCCCUGACCCGGAGCCCCCAGGGCCCUGGCUGUAGCCGGAGGCCGCGGCCGGGGGGAGGCGGGGCCUCGCGCGGCCCCUCCUUCUCCGCUCGCGGCUCCGGCACCUAGCAACGCCCUGGGCCCUCGGCGGCAGAGACUGGACCACUGCGCCCUCCGCCCCGCGCUACCCGGCGGGGCUCGGCGUCGGUCGCCUGCGGUGGAGAGCUUGCGGGGCCCGCUGGAUCCCCACAGUGCAGAACACCUGCCUCUUGCCCCUGCUGGCUUCCAAGGGUUGAGGCCUAGAAACGGAGGGACGGGUUUGACAACAGCAAGAAAUGGGUGCCAGUCAACACGUCCUAAUGUCUGAACUUUUCAGGGUGUUGUGAGGACCUCUUCUACUCGCCCCCCCCUUCCUGUUUUGGUUCUAUGAGGAAUGAAUAAUGCAUUUUGGGUUGGUUGAAUUUGUUGUUCAUACUUCAGUCCCUUAAAACCUCUAGCCAUUAUCCCUUACAUGGUCAACAUUUGCUUUUGUAAGUCAGUAUUACUUGGAUAGCCUAUAAAGUACCAACUUUUUAUUAAAAAGAUAAUAUUUAUUACUUAGGAGAUCUUAUGUCUGCCCCCUGCUCUAGUCCUUAAACAUAUAUAUUGAUUUGUUUACCCCCAGGAAAUUUUUAAAAUAUCUGCCUACAAGUGAUCUUUUAAAUUGGUAAAUAAAUCUGAUGCAUUAAAAAUAACCUAGAUACAUCCCGCGACUAUUCUUUGAAGUGUGUUACGUCUUUACACAUGUUUAAGAAAUAUACAUGACAUGUAUGAUUUUUACAUUUUAUUAUCUGACUUUAUUCUUUGGAAGCUACCAUUUUUGCUUAAUGUAAGUGAUAGUUUUAAAUAAUUAAAGAUUAGAUAGUAUAAAUACUAUUUCAUUAUUUUUAUUACAUUUUAGGCAUUAGAGCGUAGUCAGUGACAGCUACUUUGCCUUAUUUUGUUAAAUAAUUUUUAAGAAAUUAUGAAUUAUUUGUAUUUGGGAAGUCUGUCUCCAGAGUGAUUUCUCCAUUGAGGUUUCAUUGGGGAGGGGGGGAAGUGGUUGAUUUCAACACCAAAUGUUCUAAAAUCACUUUUUUUGCAUUUUGCUGAGUAGGCACUUUUGCAGACUAUGUAGUAAAGAGGAUACCAUUGUACGCCCCCAAAAAUCGUGGGUAUAAUACAGUGUUUAAGUGAUAGAAAAUAGCAGUUGAAGAAAAAAUGUUUCUGCUAGAGCUAGAAAUUAUUUCAUAAACUAGACUUUUCAUUUUAUUUGUGACAUAUUCCAAAAGUUUCAAAUAUAUUACAUAUAUUACAAAGAAGGUACCAGGGAAUGUAGUUCUGUCAUUUUUCUAUUCCUAGAUUUUGAAGACAGCUUGUGCCUUUUGCUUAAAGGUAGUUGAUACUUAGUUGUCAAUAUAUAAAUCUUACCCUCUGACCAAAAAUUAUAAGAAAAGUCUUGGUGAGGAUAGGUGGAUAUAUGAAAAGUAUUUCUAUCAACUUUACUUCAUUUCCUAAUAGUGAAAAAAUAAAAGUUUUAGGAGGCCGUAGGAAUUGAAGAAUAGGAAAAAAGAAUUUCAACCCUAUUGCUACUUAAUUUUAACUUUGGGUUUAAAUUAGUUUAUAUAUCUCUCCAAGCCUUAGCUUUCUCAUCAUUAAAAUGAGUGCAACCUCCACCUCAAAAACAUAAAAAUUUUAUUGAGAUGUUAUAUAUAAAAUGCUUGCAUCAAAGUAAGUGGUCUAUCAAUAAGAAUUGCAAUCUAAAAUGUGAAAGUUGUAAAUGCAUAUUUUACUGACACUUUGCUUUUUGUAUUUUGAUCCUAUAUGACUUUAUAUUAGCAGAGAAAUAUAUUCUUUGAAUGAGUUGACAUUUUUCACUCCCUACAAAUAAAUAGGGGAGAUAAAACCCUGUAUAUUAAGGGUAUAAUGCAUCAAGAUGUUAAAAUAUAUUUGCCACAAUGUGGCAAAAUUGGGAAUCUUGAAUAAGCAAGCAAAAUACUUAGUUUACAUAGCUUUUAAGCACUUUUUGUCUAAAAAUCAUGUACAACGUAAGUAUGUAAACAAAAAUUGUAAAGGAAUGAGGCACACAUACACAAAAGUGAGGACAACUUUUAAGCAUAAUUCCUGAAAAAAAUUCUGAAACCAAAAUGUCCCAUAAGAUGGGUUCAAGCUAAUAUAUAUUUCAACUUUGUUCAAAUUCUCUGCUGAUUAACUGAUAAAGCAUCAUGAAUAAUAUGAAAGAUGUUUGUGAUAUCAAAGUAUAUGCCUGUUAAAGAAGUGGCUAAAGUUGAUUUUAGAAAAGUUUGAUGAAGGAUCUAUUUUGAUCUAAAAUAAACUAAAACUUUAGAUUA
This is a messenger RNA of Neogale vison (American mink), 3198 nucleotides long. RefSeq names its product tumor suppressor candidate 1 (gene TUSC1). The record is from RefSeq and is a predicted model, not a curated record. Lineage: Eukaryota; Metazoa; Chordata; Mammalia; Carnivora; Mustelidae. The transcript has a single exon. The coding region runs from base 244 to 885 and encodes 213 amino acids.